Molecule: messenger RNA, 1773 nt
Organism: Fusarium subglutinans
Lineage: Eukaryota; Fungi; Ascomycota; Sordariomycetes; Hypocreales; Nectriaceae
Product: sterigmatocystin biosynthesis monooxygenase stcW
Exons: 10
Coding region: 1-1773 (590 amino acids)
Molecular function (GO): NADP binding; N,N-dimethylaniline monooxygenase activity; flavin adenine dinucleotide binding
Source: RefSeq, a predicted model, not a curated record
AUGGCUAUCUCGCAGAGCAAUAAUGAGAGCAAUGGCACACAGCCACCAAGAACUCCAACGACACAAGGAUACGGCCAACAUCCAUUGCAUGAUAAAUCACAGAGGCCAUUGAAAGUCAUCGUCGUGGGUGCAGGCCCUUCAGGAAUCGCAGCGUUGAUUGAGCUGAAGAAACUCUCGCACGUUGAGAUUUCAUGCUUUGAGAAGAAUGCUGCUGUUGGAGGAACAUGGCUUGAGACGAGGUACCCCGGCGCUGCAUGUGACGUUGCAAGUCACGCCUACCAGUAUUCUUUUGACUACAAGACGGAUUGGUCUCGACACUUUUCACCGGCCGAGGAAAUUGGCGAGUACUUCAUCUCAGUAGCCAAGAAGCAUCAUCUGUACAACAAAAUCACCUUCAACUCGCGCGUGAUUGGCGCUGAGUGGGACGACAAUACAGGCCUUUGGCGUCUUCAGAUUGCGCGCGAUAUCUCGCCUGAGAGUGAUGCUGUCGUUGAAGAUCAUCAUGCUCAUGUUUUCAUCAACGCGGGCGGUAUCUUGAACGAUUGGAAGUGGCCUGAUAUCGAGGGCUUGCACAGCUUCAAAGGAAAAUUGAUACAUACAGCUGCUUGGGACCCAGAAAUCGAUCUCAAAGGCGCGUCUGUCGGCAUUAUCGGAUCUGGUGCAAGCAGCAUACAGGUAGCCCCAACCAUACAGUCACUAUGCGACAAGAUCGACGUUUACGUGCGAUCACCUACAUACAUUCUACCAACAGUUGGGUUCGGCAUAGAGUCCUCCGACUUUAACGCGCCAUAUACUGAAGCAGAUAUCGAACGGUUCAAUAACGAUCCAGAGUAUUACAAGACAUUCCGAAAACUCAUUGAACAACAGAUGAAUGAGAACUUUGCUGCUAGCAUCAAGAACUCGGAAGCGCAGGAGAAAGGGAGACAGUGGGCAGAGAAGAUGAUGAGCUCGGCGAUAGCCUCACCAGAGCUGAGAGAGAAGCUCAUUCCGAAUUGGGAGCUCGGAUGCCGGCGACUUACUCCUAGUCUGCCGUAUCUCAAAGCCAUUCAGGAACCCAACGUCAAUGUCAUCAGAACAGGCAUUCGUAGUAUCACUGAGAAGGGCGUUGAGACAGACGAUGGUGAGAUCCAUGAAGUCGAUACUCUUAUCUGCGCAACUGGUUUCAACACCUCCUUCUCUUCCAGAUUCAGCAUCGUUGGUCGAAAUGGUGUGAGUCUACGUGAGAUGUGGAAGGCUAAAGGCCCAGAGGCCUACCUUGGAAUGGCUAUUGCAGGCUUGCCCAAUUACUUCACCCUGCUUGGACCCAACUGCCCUAUCGCCAACGGUUCUCUCAUUCCCUGUAUUGAGUCUAGUUGCAACAGCGCCAAGUACAUCGUUCAAGCGAUCAAAAAGAUCCAAACAGACCAGAUUCGGUCACUGGAUGUGAAGCAGCCGAUCCAAGACGCGUUUAAUGAAUACGUUCAAGAAGUUCACAAGGACUUGGUUUGGACUGGCUCUUGCCAGAGCUGGUACAAAGACCGAAAGUCGGGCAGAGUUGUUGCAGUCUGGCCGGGAUCAAGUAUCCAUUUCAUGGAGAUGAUUGCCAACCCACGAUGGGAAGACUUCGACAUCAAGUACAUUAACGUGAGUAAGACGAGUCUUCAGUUGAAAAUGGCUAAUAGAAACCACUCGAAUCCGUUUUCGUUCAUGGGCAACGGAAUUUCUCAGCGGGAGGCGAUGGGUGAAGAUCUAACAUACUAUCUCGAUGAUAUGAUGCCGGACGUGAAGGUAUAA